AAAACAAGAGAUGAGCUAGAUCAAUGAGGUGUUUUACAGUCAUGGCGAUAGUUUGGGGUGAUAAUUCCCCUUGGUCCAUAUUGCGAUGAGUCCUGCAUUUGUGUACACAUUUAUAUGUGUACUGAUGAAUCCAGGAUGUCAUGGAUGUUUGCAGGAUUUCGUCUGAAGCGGGGCCGUGUUACAGUGAGGAAUCGCAUGUACCAGUAAAGGUCUGUCGUGCCUGUACAGUGUAGCUACCUACCUCAUAAUGCCGGGCAGACUGUGGAGUAAAGCCAUCUUCGCCGGGUACAAGCGCGGCUUGAGGAACCAGCAUGAGCACACAGCCCUGCUGAAGGUGGAGGGGGUGUACACCCGCGAGGAGACGGACUUCUACCUGGGCAAACGCUGUGCCUAUGUCUACAAGGCCAAGAAGAAUACUGUAACCCCUGGAGGCAUGCCCAACAAGACAAGGGUCAUCUGGGGCAAAGUUACACGUGCCCAUGGCAACAGCGGGAUGAUCCGCGCCAAGUUCAGCAGCAACCUCCCCGCCAAGGCCAUUGGACACAGGGUUCGAGUGAUGCUGUACCCGUCACGGGUGUGACUUGCUGCCAUUUUGUACAAUAAAUAGUCCAAUCACA
Molecule: messenger RNA, 617 nt
Organism: Megalops cyprinoides (Indo-Pacific tarpon)
Lineage: Eukaryota; Metazoa; Chordata; Actinopteri; Elopiformes; Megalopidae
Product: 60S ribosomal protein L35a-like
Exons: 5
Coding region: 248-580 (110 amino acids)
Biological process (GO): ribosomal large subunit biogenesis; cytoplasmic translation
Cellular component (GO): cytosolic large ribosomal subunit; ribosome
Molecular function (GO): structural constituent of ribosome
Source: RefSeq, a predicted model, not a curated record